This is a messenger RNA of Acanthamoeba castellanii str. Neff, 462 nucleotides long. RefSeq lists its product as uncharacterized. NCBI's taxonomy places the organism in Eukaryota, Discosea, Longamoebia, Acanthamoebidae. The record is from RefSeq and is a predicted model, not a curated record. The transcript is spliced from 2 exons. The coding region runs from base 1 to 462 and encodes 153 amino acids.
AUGGACGAGUUCAUACACACGCCGCUCGUGAAGCGCACCUGUGCCAAGUGUUCGCGGAAGUGCUCGUGCGACGAUUCGUACGCCCUGUUCUGGAGUCAGCAGGGCGACAGCAUCAAUGUCCUGCGGGCAAUCUGUCUCAACGAUGACGACGAGUUUCGGAGCAUCGAAGUGGCGCCUGCACUUCUGGCCGAUCUUGAACACUGGCGAUCCGAGCACAAGAAGAACAACGCGCUCGGAUGGUGGUUGCCACUCCGCGUCGAAGACAGUGCCAAACUCAAGGAGCCCGUGAAGGCCACGCGCUACAACGUGAAGCCCAUGUUUCUUGCGCUUUCUUCUCUGUUGUUUGUCGAUCUUGUGGCCGUGCACGCCGAGCUUCGCGAUAACGCUUACAUGUUUGCGGUAUUCGGACCCUCGAUCGCCGCAGCUGCUCUUCUCAAGUACGAUGCCUCGUCCGGACCAUGA